This is a messenger RNA of Nematocida major, 1227 nucleotides long. RefSeq lists its product as uncharacterized. The coding region runs from base 1 to 1227 and encodes 408 amino acids. The transcript has a single exon. The record is from RefSeq and is a predicted model, not a curated record. NCBI's taxonomy places the organism in Eukaryota, Fungi, Microsporidia.
AUGAUCAGAGAAGACGUAGGCAAGGCCUUUAGCAUGCAUAUAAAAAAAACAUCAGUUAUGUUUGACAUCAACUUCCGCCUUUUCAAAGGCGAGGAGAUGGAGGCUGGGGAGAUGGAGAUCUCCUCCCUGCUAGACAUCAUCAUGCAGAACAUAAAGGUGAAAAUAAGCAAAAAAAUCUCGAUUUCCACAGCUGACCAGGCCUACCAAAUCAUUCGUCUUGUAGUGAGAGAAAUUCUCGAGAGCCAGACAAUCCCCGAGCUUUAUAAUCUCCCCAAAACCAUAAGAAAGGAAGACCACACAAUGGUGUGUGAUGCUGUGGAGGCGCUAAUUGAAUCUGGCAUACUGGACAGUGUGUGCAAAAGGCUGUUUGCUCUGUGUGAGAAUGCCAAAGCCAUCCCGGGGCUAUCGUUGCUAGAGUAUUUGAGGCACGUAAACGCAACACUGUGCGAGAGGCGGUUCAUAAAUCAAAAAUACAACGAGAUCUUGGAGAAGUUCUAUCACGAGCACAAAGAAAUGAAAAAAGACAGAAUAUUAGGGCCUGCCCAUGCUAUAUACCUCUUUAGAACAAAGAUGAAUCAUUUCGAAUCCCACAUAGACUCUUUGUUGAGACAAUUGGGCCUGCACGGCAGCGAAAUUGGGUGCUACUUCUCACGGAAAUCCCGAAAACCAUGUCUUGAAUCUAAUGAUUAUGACUUUCUGCUAUUCAUGCAUGAGUAUAGAAAGGAGCUUACAAACAUUUUCCAAAAAAUCCACAAAAUAACUGAUGAUGGAUACAGGUAUUCAAAUAUAAACUAUCUGCUGCACAGCCCAAAGCAAACGCGCGCUUAUGAGAUUAAACAUGCUAGGGAAAACUGUGUUGACGCGGUCAGUGCCUACAAGAUGUUGCAGUAUGAAAUCUGCAACAGCCCCAUGAGGAAAUACAUCCUGAAUAAGCUGGCGCACUUCAAUAUGGCGAUAGCCCCUGCCGAAGCCAGCAGCCAGACCCACACUGGGAAUCUGCCUGUGCCUGCAAAAAAGCGCUCGCUGCUAUACGUGCUCUGGUUUGUGCUUCUGAGCAUACUCAUUCUGGGCAGCGCUUUUGCAUGCAUUAAAGCGGAUGACUUCAAGAGCAUAGUGCAUGCAGCCCGCAUUAAAGGGAACGACCUAGUAAAGUUUCUACAGGAGCUGAAAGAAAGGAAAUGGACGCUUCCGUCUAUUCCCAUCCAUUCUAUCUUUAAGAAUUCAUAG